This is a messenger RNA of Mauremys reevesii (Reeves's turtle), 4360 nucleotides long. Its product is annotated as T-cell acute lymphocytic leukemia protein 2-like. Gene Ontology annotation, molecular function: protein dimerization activity; RNA polymerase II cis-regulatory region sequence-specific DNA binding; DNA-binding transcription factor activity, RNA polymerase II-specific. The transcript is spliced from 10 exons. The record is from RefSeq and is a predicted model, not a curated record. Lineage: Eukaryota; Metazoa; Chordata; Testudines; Geoemydidae. Gene Ontology annotation, biological process: regulation of transcription by RNA polymerase II. Gene Ontology annotation, cellular component: Golgi membrane. The coding region runs from base 207 to 1592 and encodes 461 amino acids.
ACGCAUGCGCAGACUGCCCCACCGCUCUACCAGCCGCAGGCCUCCUUCUACAGGCAUGCGCUUUACGGCUGCUGCAAAACGCGCGCCCCGGCCGACGCUACGGCGCGCGGCGGCAGCCCAGAAAAGCAAAGAAAUAAUACGCACUCUGAAAAGAUGAAAAAGACUGAGCUGCUUUCGAGUGAUAAUCAAGUGAGCCCUGAAGACUAAUGCAGAGAAUUAAUAAGAACGUGGUUUUGGCUCUUCUUACUUUGACAAGUUCAGUGUUUCUCCUGUUCCAGUUGUACUAUUAUAAGUACUACUUAUCUCCAAAGAAUGGAGCUGUUUUUUCAAAAGUUAAAGGAAGCCAGUCAGGACAAGAUGGCAUACAGUGGCACGUGAUUAAGAAAUUCCUUGGUUUAGUGUCCAGUCACAAUGUACCAGUGUAUCUCAUUGAUCCUUUGGUUCUGGGAUUAAUUCAGAAAGACUAUGAACAGCUCAGCAGCUCUUCUGAUGGCAUGAGCCCAGAAUGCAAGUAUUUCUGUGCUGCACGGGACUUCACCACAUUUGCAUUACUGGACAAAACAUGGAAACAUGAAGUGAGCUUGUUUAGGGCUGCUGAAAAAAUGGGGUUCCAGUGGCUAAAGAUACAGAACAAAGACCCCCGUUUGGAAGGGAUGGAUGACCUCUCUGGGAUUGAAAUUCCCCUCCACUAUAUCUUCAAACUGGCAGCUCAUGCCAUCCACCUGGUGGUAUUUUAUGAGAGGAAUGGUAACUAUGUCUGGCAUGGCCCAUUGCGGCUGAAGCAAAACAUAGACAGAAAGUUUGUGCCUUUCCGAAAGCUACACUUUGGUCGCUACGCUGGAGCUUACAACAAGCCAGAAGUACUACAACUUUCCAUUGAUGACUUAAAAGUUCAGAUUCCAAAAAAUCUGUCCCAAUUUCUAGAGGAGAUGUCACACUCUAGGUUUCUUGAAUGUAGGUACAGAGAAGCUCGGGCAUUCUUUCAGCUGUAUCCUGAUGAUGCCUCUCUUGAUGCAGUGGAGUUUAGGAAAAAAGCAAAAGCAUUGCUGCAUCUGGCUGCCCUGACAUUAAAUAACUUAGGAGUGAGGUUCUGGCUGAGCAGUGGAACAUGCCUUGGCUGGUAUAGACAGUGUAAUAUUAUUCCCUAUAGCAAAGACGUGGAUUUGGGGAUCUUCAUACAAGACUAUAAAUCUGAUAUUAUUCCAGCAUUUCAGAAGGCAGGACUACCACUGAAGCACAAGUUUGGCAAGGUAGAAGACAGCUUGGAACUCUCCUUUCAGGGAGAAGAUGAUGUGAAACUUGAUAUUUUUUUCUUCUAUGAAGACGAUGACCACAUAUGGAAUGGAGGAACUCAAGCCAAAUCGGGCAAGAAAUUUAAGUACCUGUUUCCCAAGUUUUCACUGUGUUGGACUGAGUUUGUAGAACUCAAGGUACAUGUGCCUUGUGAAACCCUCCGAUAUGUCGAAGCCAACUACGGCAAGGACUGGAAGGUACCUGUGAAGGUGUGGGACUGGAAAAGCUCUCCAUCCAAUGUGCAGUACAACGGGAUGUGGCCUGUUGAUGAAUGGGAUGAUGUCAUUCAAGUCUACUGAUCACAUGGAUGUAACCAGGAUUUGUUUGGUACCAUCGGACCUAUCCAUGCUUAAUUUCCCUCACCCCAAGAUGUCGAGAUCAGUUUUCUGAUCAGUUUUCAUCCAUUUCCUAAGAAGAGCUUGAAUCUUUAUUGGCAUAAUAGGUGGUAUGUGUACUUCUCGCAACACUUGUAUCUGGCAGUCUCUGUGACAGCUAAAGGAAGAGAAUGAAGGUAGUAUGUGUGAACUGCGAUGACUAGCUGAGAGGAAAGAUGUACAAAAGGAAUAUAAGAAAGACUGAAGUGGGAAUAUAGAUAGGAAAAAAUUAAAUUUGAACCCAGACCAAAUGGCUCAGCAUGCUUUGUCUCAUGGGGGGAAAUUCAGCACUGAAAUACUAGAGUGGUGGGCACCAUAGAAAUACCUUACACAGAUAGAUAAAUUGAUCUAAAGCAUCCCCUAGCGGUUGUGGCAGUCAGUCUGACUUCAGAGGUCGCUGGAAUGUUGUCCAGUUACUCAGAGCAGGAGUGACUGCUUUGUGAAGGGGCACAACUAAGAUAGUGAGGGAUACAAAGGUAGCCCUGGAUGAAGAGGUGGGGUAAGACACUGACGAGUCCUAUCCACAUCAGAGGAGGUGUGGACUUUCCUAAUAUCAUGCCCUUGGGAAAACCUGAGCUUGGGGUUCAGUUAACAAAAGUAGAGACAUUUUCUAUUAACCACUUUAUGUAGCUAUGUCAGGGAAUGCUAUCUACUGUUUAUUUUUUAACAUGGAGCCAUAUGCUACAGGGGGACACUUCGUAUAAAAGGAGAGUCCAGAAUUCUGGUCUUUGAUGCUCUAAACCAUGGGUCUCAAGUAACCUGGGAGUUGUAAACAGAUUUUAUAGGGUCAUAAUCACCCUCCCUUUCUUUAGCGUUAGAUAGGAGUGGAGUCCUGAAACUUCUUUAUUGUUGUAACCUGGGGUCAUGGUAUGGAGGAGGUUGAGAAUCACUAUCCUCAUGUUUUGAGUGUAAACCCCAGGCUGUUAAUUUGUAUAAAGCGGCCAACUCCUCCCUCAGAUUUACAACAGUGUAAUCUAAAGGCUACUGCUGGUGUGUCACUGGAUUGAAAAAUCUCACAACUGUAUCUUCUCUCAUUACUACUUGCAUUUUUGGUCAGUACAGUAAACUUUCUUGUAUUUCGUUUUCGGGAGGGAUUGCUGAAUAAUAGCUUCUGUCUGAACCUGUGCUUGAAUCCAUUUAGCGAGAUGGAUCUCGAGUAUUCCCAAAGUGAAGUCAGUGAAGCUAAAUGACCCUGAUUUGUUCAGUUCCUUCUCAGUGGGCAAGUCGAGAGUUCUGGGGUUGUUAAUGAAAUAUGAAUACCAAAUGUACUGGCACUAACCCUGGAGCACUCAUGGUGCCAAUGUCAAGGAGUUAAGCAGUUUUGAUGCUUUCAUAUCUGUGUAUAAUAAGGCUGUAGUCCAGAUUUCUUUCCUGGAGUAUGAUGGUUAUCUACAAGUCACAGUUUUUUUUGUCAGUUACUGGCAAUAGGACAAAUCUUUGUUUUGUAUUCAGUUGAUACAUAAAUACUGAAUUUUCCAGGUAUUUGUAUCCAAGUUAAUACAGUUUUGAGUAGCUAACACAGCUGAAUCUGAGUGACUGUUUUACUGCUGUAUCAUUCCAGGUGCACUCUGGGGCUUCGCUGGUAUUUACAGAGUGCACGACACACUUCAUUCCUGCCAGCCCUCCUAGUUCCAGAACUCUCCUGCCACUGAAUACUGCAGUAAAUAAUUCAGAAUUUGGCAAGUACUUUAAAAAAUGGAUUUGUCACAUCCUUAAUUACUACUGGCUUUUUAAACACUACAAAAACGUUGGUGUUUUUUGUCAAAUUGGGGAGGGGAAGAGGUUAAAUCCUAGUAAUGUUUUUACUUGAUGAGAUGAGGCACUGAGUCUGGGAAGGGAUGAGUUUUCAUGUGGUACUUUUUGCAUUCUUUUUUGUUGUUGUUGCGUACGGCCUAAAGCUAAUCUCCUUUUGAUGGUUUUAUUAUUCAGAGCUCUGUGUUAAGCAGCACUAUGCUAUUAAAUAAGGUACCGUUGCUCUCUGGUUUUGGAAUGGAAAGAUAAGAUGGUGUCAGGAUAGAAAAUGUGCAAUCCUGUCACAAGUUUGUGAUUUUAUAUUUGUAAGUGGAAAGGCUAGUAGCAAAAACAAAAAUGCUCAUCCCCUAAGCAGAAUAGAAUGUUUUAAAUAUCUGACUGCAAUACUGUAUAUAUGUGUGUGUGUGUUUAACUUAUUGUCCAGGCUGUUAAAAUCUUCAGAAGAAAUGUAUUAUUUAACACUGACUACGGCCAUGUCUACACUACCACUUAUGUCGACAAAACUUAUGUUGCUCAGGGUGUGAAAAAAACACCCCUAGAAGCAACAGAAGUUUCACUGGCCUAAGUGCCAGUGUGCACAGCGCUGUGUUGGCGGAGAUCUUUUCCCGAUGACAUUGCUACUGCCGCUUGUUGAUAUAGUUUUAGUAUGUCUCUGGGAGAGCAGCUACUCCAGCACUCUGACAGUGGUGCAGCUGCAUCGGCACAGCUGUGCUGCUCUGAGCUCGCUAGUGUAGACAAGGCCUGAAUGAAUGAGUUUAAUUUUCCACUCAAUCUGCUAAUGGUACAAUUACGUUUUGUUAUCUAGGGCAGCAUUUUUAACAUACUGUUCAGUGUUACUGUGGAAUAAUUUGAAGAGGAAUGUUUUUGAUCUUUGUUUUUCUAAACUGUUUAUUGACCAUGUUUACCUGAAGCUUUUAUUUUAAUAAACUCUAUGAAAACAA